UGUGUUCUCUCAUGUGAUCAUGUGGGUUUGAUCCAAGGUUUUGAGAGACUUAACAGAGUGUCAAUGCUAUUCAACUUUGAGUGCAUUUUGUUAAACGUUAACCUGAAGUUGAGUCCUGACCUGAAUCACAACAACCAAAGGUUAUCAGAAACUCCACCCUAUUACAACACUGACCAGGAAGAGACUGUCUCAUUAUUUCUCCUUUCUGUCAAACCAACUCUUGCGUCUCAAAUCAGUGAUCAGUGGAGAAUAAAGAGGAACAUUUCCAAGAAGGAUUUUUGAGGUGUUUGUUUUUGAACAGACAGCAGAUCUUUGUGAUUCCUGUGGUUUUUCAUUUUUGCAACAUCAUUCAGAAAGUGAAAGUAAAGUUUAGAUUGCUGGAGCUCAAACAGUGAAAAUGGCUUCGGCAUCUCAAGAUAAUUAUAUUUGUCCCGUGUGUCAUGAUAUCUUCACAAAUCCUCUUCUUUUAGCAUGUAGUCACAGUGUCUGUAAAGAGUGUCUUCAACAGUUCUGGAGAACCAAGGAAAUUCAGGAGUGUCCUGUCUGCAGGACAGCCUCAGAACAUGAACCUCCUCUUAAUCUGGUGUUAAAAAACUUGUGUGAGUCGUUCCCGAAGGAGAGAAAUGAUAGGCAUUCAUCAGGAUCUGAGGAGAUAUGCAGUUUACACAGUGAGAAACUCAAACUCUUCUGUCUGGACGACAAACAGUCUUUGUGUUUAGUGUGCAGAGAUUCACAACAACAUGAAAAUCACACAUUCAGACCCAUCAGUGAAGUGACUUCAUCAUAUAAGGAGGAGCUCAAUACAGCACUGAAGUCCUUACAGGAGAAACUUCCACAUAGUGAAAACAUUAAAGAAGAGUUUGAGAAAACAGUUCAACACAUCAAGUCUCAAGCUGAGCACACAGAGCACCAGAUUAAACAGCAGUUUGAGAAGCUUCAUCAGUUUCUCAGAGAUGAAGAAGAAGCUACAAUCACUGCACUGAGGGAGGAAGAGGAGCAGAAGAAGCAGAUGAUGAAGGAGAAGCUGGAGGAGAUGAACAGACACAUCUCAGCUCUUUCACACACAAUCAAAGACAUGGAGGAGAUGAAGAAAGCCAAUGACGUCUGCUUUCUGAAGAAGUUUCCAGUCUCAGUGGAAAGAGUCCAGAACUCACAGCCGGAUCCACAGAUGGCUUCUGGAGCUUUGAUUCAUGUGUCACGUUACUUGGGCAACUUGCCGUUCAGAGUCUGGAAGAAGAUGCAGGACAUCGUCCAAAACACUCCUGUGAUCCUGGAUCCAAAUACGGGUCAUCCACGUCUCGUCCUGUCUGAUGAUCUGACCAGUGUAAGACUCAGCCUGGACAAUCAACCUCUUCCUGAUAAUCCAGAGAGAUUUGACAUCUAUCAAUGUGUUCUGGGUUCAGAGGGUUUUAACUCAGGAACACACUGCUGGGAUGUGGAGGUUAAAGAGAGUUCAUGGUGGAGUCUUGGAGUAACUACAGCAUCAAACCAGAGGAAGGGACGUGAUUUCUUUAACACUGAUGUCUGGAGUGUGUGGUAUGAUCCAUACGGAGUGGAUGAACGAUAUGGUUUUCGUGUUAAACAGAAGCUUGAUCGUGUGAGAGUUGAUCUGGACUAUGACAGAGGAAUGGUGUUAUUCUCUGAUCCUGUAACUAACACACAUCUACACACAUUCCCAACCACUUUCACUGACACACUCUUUCCACUCUUCUGUAUGUAUAGUUUACCCUCUCUGAGGAUCUUACCGGUCAAUAGUCAGUAAUUGUUAAAUCUGUAGGUCUGGAUUGAGCUGCUUUCAUCAUGUUUCCAAUAUUUAAUCCAUAUCACAUGAGUAAGACUGCUGUUGAUUUGAAUAUCAGUAUGGUUUAAUAUGACUUGGCUGUGAUGAUAUCCAGCACUACAGCAACACUCACACUCUCAUAUCACUUUAAUACAACAUAUCAAUAAACAAGAAGUUUUUGUUGUAAAUGAAUAAUUAUUUCAGUCUAUAGAGGUUAAAUGAUUGUUUGUUUGUUGUAAUAAUACACACAAGAUUAGCAUUAAAUAUAUAAAAUAAUAUAUUUGUGAACUAUUGGAAAAUAUUUGGAUUUCUGCAUUGAUUACUCAUUAAAUGUGGUUUAAUCAAAAUGUAACUUUAAAAUUAUAGACAAACACUAUCUGACUAAACUAAUAAUACAAAUAAUUAGACUUUUCACGUUUUUAUAAUAUACAGUGUGUGUAAUCAUUCACAGAGCAGAGUGGAAAAAGUAAGUGAACCCUUGAAUUUAGAAACAAAAGCUGGAUAUUUUCAAAGGGAUCAUAAACGUAUUUGUGUCACUGUGUAUCCAAAGUGUUAUCUUCUCCUGCAUGAUAAUAAAAAAGUUUGUUCCAGUAACAACCAUUAAAUGCACCUUCAGUUCUGCUGACUCUCUAAACACACUUUUAUUACGUGCAAAAUCAUAUGUAUGCAAAUGUGAUUCGUAUCUAAUGUUAUUUCAUUUACAUGUACAGCAUUCGCCCUCCUCAUGUUCAUAUAUUUUUCACAUAUGUUUUACUUCAUAAUGUUUUGUUUUUGU
Molecule: messenger RNA, 2555 nt
Organism: Megalobrama amblycephala (Wuchang bream)
Lineage: Eukaryota; Metazoa; Chordata; Actinopteri; Cypriniformes; Xenocyprididae
Product: nuclear factor 7, brain-like
Exons: 6
Coding region: 398-1762 (454 amino acids)
Molecular function (GO): zinc ion binding; protein binding
Source: RefSeq, a predicted model, not a curated record